AAGGGUCAAUGUGAAGGCCGGCCGAGUGUUUGUUGUGAAGUAGAUCAAUGCAUGGUUUGGCUGACGUGACCACGCUUGCUGAACGCGGGAAUCUCCACGCGCUAGUGAGCAGGAGAUCUCAUCACCCGUUGAUCACCCGUGGCGAAACUCCGACAUGGCUGACAGUCAAACGAAACAAUCCGAGGAAUCAGCUCAAGAAGAAGUUUGGAGACGCGCCUUUCAGCUUUUUGAUAAGGACAACGACGGGACCAUCUCUCUGAAGGAACUGGGAAGCGUGCUACGCAGCCUGAACUUUAAUCCAUCAGAGAAACUUGUGUGCGAGGCGGCGAAGAGGUUGGACAAAGAUGGCAAUGGCAAGUGCGACUUCGGGGACUUCCGGGUGUUCAUGAAGGAAACCAAGGAAUGCAUGCCCUCCAAAGAGGAAUUCCUGGACGUGAUGUUGCGAGCCUUCAAGACGUUCGACAGGGACGGUAACAAGUUCAUCGACAGGAAGGAGAUCGAGGGUGUUCUCACUAGCCUCGGAGAACAGCUCUCUGAGUCCGAACUGGACUACAUGAUGAAGUACGCGGAUCUCAAUGGCGAUGGCAAGAUCGACUAUCAGGAGUUUGUCAACUUGUGCCUGAAACCCUGCUUAUAAUGGCGCCGACGCCUGGACACGAUAACUAAUUCCUGUAUGAGAAUAUAGUAGAGGAGGUUCAUGCCACCGUCCAUCACUCCGUCAACGGCUAAAUCUUUGACAGUAUGCCACGUGUAUAUUCUACGACAUCUCUAUCACCGACAGCUGAUCUCAAAGUUGAAUAUACAACUAUUUGAUUGUCAUAUCCUCAGUCAGACUUUCAUGUAGCCACACACGAACCUUCAGUGUACAGGAAACGAAGUGCCAAUCUAUGAUACCUGGUGGCAUUAUGUUGUUCCCUGUCUUAUAAACACCAUUAUUAACUCAUCUUCUGCUUUUGGCACACAUUUCUAAACAAACAUGUUUGAGAAGACUGGUUCUAUGUUCUACGUGUAUUACUGUAUUGAGGCAGAUUUCAAAAGUUGUAGACCACUUUAAUUUUUACCUUUGAAUUAUUUAAAUAUACUGAAACAUGUGGUACAAAUAUAAACAAAGAGCUUGAAUCCUACGUCAAAGACGUUUCAGUACCAGUGUGACGUCAGUGUUUUGGAUCACGGAUGGCCAAGUUGUCUGAGGCCCUGUGCAAUGUGUUGACCCUUUUGCUAACUGCAAAACUGUUCAAAGCCACGAUAAAACCAAUUCACUCACUCAGUUUGUUGUAUAUUUCUUCUGUUAGUAGGGGGUGUGGGUUCGAAUCCAGGUUCGCCCCGAUUACGUUUCUAGGUUUGUCAGCAGCAUACCCGUGCUCGUAGGUUUCACCGAAGUGGUAAACGUCUGUGACAUGCAUCAUUUCGGGCUUUCCUCACACAUUAAGUUGACACGCCGCGAUAUAACUGUAAUCCUGUUAAAAGAGUCCUUACCCAACUCACUCACUCACUCUGUCAGUAAUACAGAAAACCUUAUUCCACAGGGUGAUCUGGUACACGCACAGGAGUUAUCUGCCCUGAUCAUCCUCUUCACAUGUAGGCUUUCAGAAUUAUCACAAAUCUAUGUUGCUUGUAAAGAAGUUUAUUGGAUGUUAAUCUUUGUUGUAUUUGAUAAUUUAUCUAGUUAAAUUAACUGAGCCAUCA
Messenger RNA from Haliotis rufescens (red abalone), 1686 nucleotides. RefSeq names its product neo-calmodulin-like. NCBI's taxonomy places the organism in Eukaryota, Metazoa, Mollusca, Gastropoda, Lepetellida, Haliotidae. The coding region runs from base 155 to 637 and encodes 160 amino acids. The record is from RefSeq and is a predicted model, not a curated record. Gene Ontology annotation, molecular function: calcium ion binding. The transcript has 5 exons.